Molecule: messenger RNA, 945 nt
Organism: Mesoplodon densirostris (Blainville's beaked whale)
Lineage: Eukaryota; Metazoa; Chordata; Mammalia; Artiodactyla; Ziphiidae
Product: uroporphyrinogen-III synthase-like
Exons: 1
Coding region: 22-945 (307 amino acids)
Biological process (GO): uroporphyrinogen III biosynthetic process
Molecular function (GO): uroporphyrinogen-III synthase activity
Source: RefSeq, a predicted model, not a curated record
UGUAAAGACUGUCAGGCAAUAAUGAAGGUUCUUUUUCUGGAAGACCCUAAGGAGGACGCCUGUGGCCAGGAUCCCUACCUCAGGGAAUUAGGAUUAUAUGGACUUGAAGCCACUUUGAUCCCUGUUUUAUCAUUUGAGUUUUUGUCUCUGCCCAGUUUUUUGGAGAAGCUGUCUCACCCUGAAGGUUACGGGGGCCUCAUUUUUACCAGCCCCAGAGCAGUGGAAGCAGUGGAGCUGUGUUUGGAGAAAGACAAUAAUACCGAAGUCUGGAGAAAGUCUCUGAAAGAAAAAUGGAAUGCUACGUCAGUGGUCGUGGUGGGAAAUGCUACUGCUUCUCUAGUGAGUAAAAUCGGCCUGUAUACAGAAGGAGAAAACGGUGGAAAUGCCGAAAAGCUUGCAGAGUGCAUUUGUUCUAGGGAGUCGUCAGCACUGCCUCUUCUGUUUCCCCGUGGAACCCUCAAAAGAGAAAUGCUGCCGAAAAUGCUCAAGGACAAAGGGAUUCCCGUGGAGAGCUUAACCGUCUACCAGACGAUCCCACACCCAGGAAUCCAGGGGAACCUCAACAGCUACUAUUCCCAGCAGGGCAUUCCAGCCAGCAUCACGUUUUUCAGUCUCUCUGGCCUGACACACAGUCUCAAGCAUAUUCAAGAGUUAUCUGGUGACAACAUUGACCAGAUUAAGGUGCGGCUCACAGCACCCCUGGGGGGUCGGGACUGUCUCAGUUGUAUAGACACUGACGGCCCCUCCCUCCACCCCGGCUGGCACGCUCACUCCGGUUGGUGCCCAGGGACGGAGCACGGGCAUCAGCACUGGGCCGUCCGGGGCGCUGCUCCGGGACACUGUCUGCAGCCCGGGUCCAGCCUUGCAGGAAAGCUCCGUUGGCCCGGCCAGGCCCGUGGUGGUGAGUCCGAGAGUGGAGCUCUCCAGACGCCCUCUCUCCUGUGA